Cladophialophora psammophila CBS 110553 is the source of this 2469-nucleotide messenger RNA. RefSeq lists its product as uncharacterized. The coding region runs from base 1 to 2469 and encodes 822 amino acids. NCBI's taxonomy places the organism in Eukaryota, Fungi, Ascomycota, Eurotiomycetes, Chaetothyriales, Herpotrichiellaceae. The transcript is spliced from 2 exons. Gene Ontology annotation, biological process: protein ubiquitination; rescue of stalled cytosolic ribosome. The record is from RefSeq and is a predicted model, not a curated record. Gene Ontology annotation, molecular function: ribosome binding; ubiquitin protein ligase activity.
AUGUCGGAUCCGGCGACCGCCACUGAAGCAACAUCUUCGCCACGGGAAGCACACAGAGGCCGAGGCAGUCGGUCAAAUCAACACAACCGCGCUGGAUCCUACGAUCGAGACUUGCCUGACAAUCGAAGCAGAGGCGCUGGAAAUAGAGGGACACAAGGCUCAAGAGGGGGGAGAGCGAGAGCUACGAGACAUGGGAGAGACGCCACGUCUUCAACACCAUUGUCUCCGCAAUCUGCAGCAGAAACCACCUCUGCACGACCACCCGGGGGCGGCUUCGGUGCCCGCCUGACCGGAGCUGCCUCAAAAUCUGAAGGCGACCCAAGUGGUCCUCAACCUCGGGAGAAUGGCAACGAGCCUGCACCUGCAGAAGAAGUGGAAUUGUGCUUCAUCUGUGCCAGUCCCAUCGAGCACGUUUCCAUUGCACCUUGCAAUCAUCAAAACUGCCAUAUUUGCUCCUUGAGGCUGAGGGCGCUUUAUAAGACACGGGCUUGUGCACACUGCAGGACGGAAACACCUUUCGUGAUCUUUACCGACAAUGCAGAGAAACGGUACGAAGACUUCAAGGACGAUGAAUUUGUUAAGAUCGACGAGAGCCUGGGAAUCAAGUACGAAAAAGACAUCAUCUUAGAAGAUACCAUCCUCCUACUUCGAUACAACUGUCCAGACAAAGAUUGUGAUGUGGCAUGUCUAGGUUGGCCAGAUCUACACCGUCAUGUCAAAACCAGGCAUGGGAAAGUGAUGUGCGACCUAUGCACGAGAAACAAGAAGGUCUUCACACAUGAACAUGACUUAUUCACAUUUGGCGAGUUACGGAAGCACGAGAAAUUUGGCGACGACAACCCAGGGGCGGUCGACCAGUCCGGCUUCAAAGGUCAUCCUGAAUGUGGCUUUUGCAAACAAAGAUUUUAUGGAGACGAUGAGCUCUAUGCUCACUGUCGAGACAAACAUGAGAGAUGUCAUAUUUGCGAUAGACAAAACGACGGCAGGAAUCCACAGUACUACCUCAACUAUCAGGAACUAGAGAAACAUUUCGCGGCGGAGCAUUUUGUCUGCUUGGACGUCGAAUGCCAAGCAAACAAGACGAAUGUCUUCGAAUCAGAAAUGGAUCUCAAAGCGCAUCAGCUUUCCGAGCAUCCGAAUGGACUCUCCAAAGAUGCCCGAAGAGAUGCUCGUCUUGUCGACUUGUCCGGUUUUGCUAUUCGAGAGCCCUACCAACCGCCUCGGAGAGGAGAUCGAGCAAACCGGGGCACUGGAAGGGGCCGAGAUCCAAACGCUGAACCGUUGCCCAUUUCAAGUGCCCAAUCCCUUGGACGGGCAGAACUGGCUUAUCAACGUCAACUUGCAAUCCAAAGUUCUCAAUCAGUGUCGAGCAGGAAUUUUGGCGGACAAUUAACCCAAUCCACCCCUGUCGCUCGUCUUCAGCCCUCGUCUCCGCAACCACCUUCAUCAUUACCCACUAUUGAAAGCCUCACGGUUGAAGACAGAGCCACCCCAGCUGCAGGCAUGACUCCUCAAGAGCAAGCCCGAGCACUACGCCACCAAGCGGUUACUGAUCGCGCCACGUUGCUCCUAAAGAACGACAAGACUAAACUUUCCCAGUUUCGCACCCAUGUCUCCGCUUACCGCAGCGGAACUAGCUCUGCAAAUGACUUGAUUGAUUCCUUCUUUUCUCUUUUCGACUGUCAGAGUUCUGAACUGGGCAAGCUCGUCCGUGAACUGGCAGACCUGUACGAAGAUGAGACGAAGCAGCAGGCAUUGCUGCAGGCGUGGAACAACUGGCGCAGUAUUAACGAGGAUUAUCCCAGCCUCCCUGGUCCCAGUGGCACCCUCCCAGGUGUUUCCACUGGUCCAGCACGUUCUGGCCGGCGGGUGUUGACGCUCAAGAAGAGCACGGCGCAGUCAUCUCGCUCAGCGGUGUCCAGACAGGGCUCCUGGGGCAACGCAAUUGCCAGUGGAACAAGUCAAGAACCAUUUCCUGCAUUGUCAGUUGGGAAUAAGAGUUCUUCGCGCCCAUUUACAAACGUAGCAAUCUCGCCUGCGUGGGGCAAAACAUCCGCGCCCACGAUCACCAAUACUACUCUCAGCGCCAUACGCCCUGCGCCCACGACUGCAUCCACUAUACGCCAGAAAACUAACUCCCGUAACACUGCUCCCCCUCGCCGGACAGAAGACGCCUUCCCCUCGUUGCCAGCUGCGCCGAAGCCAAAUACCAUGAUGACUGGCUUCAACACGCGGGGCUCAGUGAAAUGGCUCAGCUCACCUUCCGGCUCGGGGACCGCUACGCCGGUAAAUCCAUGGGGAAACGGGGGGCUGGCGCCCACACCGGCGCAGGCACAGACAACUGGGGCUGCCAGUGCGAGUCGCGCGGGAGGAGCUGGUGACAACCCUGAUGAUGGUGAGGUGAUUUCAGCAGGGAGAAGGAAAGGGAAGAAAGGAAAGAAGGGAGAGACAUUGUUCCACUUUGGGUAG